CCAGGAAACCAGAGCACUUUGUACAAAGGUUGGUAGAGCAGAGCAGAAAGGGGAUUGCAUAAGGAAGCAGUGCUGUGUUCUUCUGCAGAAACAACAUCAAUACAGCGACAGCUAUGAGUGCAGACAGCAUUGACGAUAUACUACCCCAGAAUUUCGCCUAUGUCAUCUUCAGCUUCAUCUACAGCUAUGUCAUCAUUAUGUAUCUCGGUAUAAAUGUGGGAAAAGCCAGGAAGAAGUAUGGAAUCAAGUAUCCUCAGAUGUAUUCAGACAAAGAGAAUGUCUUUAACUGUAUACAGAGAGCUCAUCAGAAUACGUUAGAAGUGUAUCCCGCCUGGCUGAUCUUUCAGCUUAUUGCAGGACUUGCAUUUCCGCUUUCUUCUGCUGUUCUGGGAGCAAUCUGGGUAACCAGUCGCAUUUCUUACGCUCAUGGAUAUUAUACAGGCGAACCAGAAAAAAGAUAUAAAGGUGCUUAUGGAUACAUCGGUCUGUUUGGUGUAGUCAUUUUGUCUUUUGUAGCAGGCCUUCAACUUCUUGAUGUUGUUUGAUCACCAACAUAUCAUCUAGAUUUACUUCUGAAAUGGAAUUAUUUCAAAUGUAUCAACCCAUCUGCCUUACCAUUUGUUAAGUAAAAAAUAAAAACCUUUUUUUGGUAAAGUA
Molecule: messenger RNA, 657 nt
Organism: Rana temporaria (common frog)
Lineage: Eukaryota; Metazoa; Chordata; Amphibia; Anura; Ranidae
Product: microsomal glutathione S-transferase 3-like
Exons: 4
Coding region: 114-545 (143 amino acids)
Cellular component (GO): endoplasmic reticulum; nuclear envelope; membrane
Molecular function (GO): glutathione transferase activity; glutathione peroxidase activity
Source: RefSeq, a predicted model, not a curated record